Messenger RNA from Microplitis demolitor, 2036 nucleotides. It is a transcript of the gene sro, whose product is annotated as D-beta-hydroxybutyrate dehydrogenase, mitochondrial. The transcript has 5 exons. Gene Ontology annotation, molecular function: oxidoreductase activity. The coding region runs from base 577 to 1668 and encodes 363 amino acids. NCBI's taxonomy places the organism in Eukaryota, Metazoa, Arthropoda, Insecta, Hymenoptera, Braconidae. The record is from RefSeq and is a predicted model, not a curated record.
GAUGACUGGAUCUAAUCAGUAAAAUUGAUGAUCCACGAGGAAAGUUCAUCCUUCAUUUACCUGACUGAUACCUGACCUACCUGUACCUAAAACGUGCAACCCUGGGAAUGUAGAAAAAAUAACUGCUGUCUUAAAAAAUUUUAAAGUUUAAACGAAUCUGAUAGCGAUGCAAAUCGCAGUCCACUUUAAAUUUUAAAUUUAUCGGAGUAUUUUAUUUAUUUUUUGUAUCGAAAAUAAUUUAGAAUUCAAAUUCAACCCUAGUAUAAUUAUUCAAAGUUUAUUUAUAAAAAAAAAAAAACAAUUUCAGCAGUUGGUGCCGGUGUAGUUAAAAAAGUGAACAAGCCAAUGAAAGAUAAGAAUUAUUGUUAAAAAGUGGGGGAAAUUUUUGUAUCCUGUGGUCAGUAGAAACGAAUCUGGAAUUCGAAUAUCAUCAUUUGAAACUUAGACACCUCUAGUUUAAAACGUUUUAUUUUUUUUUCUAAAUAUUAAAGUUUAAAAAAAUUUUUAUUACGCUUCUACGCAAUCAUUUAAUUAAUUUUUUAUUAUCUCAAUUACAUUUUCUUAAAUUGUGAUAAAAUGCCAUUGGUAAAUGUAAUUAAGAAUUUUUUUCAACAAAGAUAUUUUGAAGUUAUAUUAUUUAUCAUCGUUUUUUUAUGCCUAUACAUGUUUAAGUGUAGUAAUAUAUAUGUGUUAUCUACACUAUUUGUUUUUAUCAAUACAAUUUGGUUAUUGAACUCAAAAAAUGAACGCAGAUCUUUCGGUCCAGAAGAUAUGAUCGUCCUUACAGGAUGUGACUCUGGUCUGGGUUACAGCUUUGCUCUUAAUUGUAAAAAAAAUUCAGCCGCGUAUGUUGUCGCUGGAGUUCAUAGUAUUGAUAGUCCAGGCGCCAAAGAACUCGUCAAGGCCGGCAUCCACGUGUACUCUCUUGAAUUAACCAGCAGUGAAAGCGUCCUAUCGUUUGCUAAUCACAUUCGUAAUGACCUGAAAAAUAAAAAUCUCAUUCUCAGAUGUUUUGUUAAUAAUGCUGGAGUCAUGAUAUUUGGAGAAUUUGAAUGGCAAACAGAAGAGCAAGUGCGGUAUCAAGUUGAAGUUAAUCUAUUAGGGACAAUGAGGAUGACUAAAGAAAUAUUGCCGCUUUUAAGAGAAUACUCAAGUAGACUUAUAAAUGUGACAAGCCACUGUGCUAAUCAAUCAUUACCAGGUGUUGCUGUCUACAGCUCUACCAAGAGCGCUUUGGCUGCCUGGACAACAGCGUUGCGAAUUGAAUUAAAAAAAUAUGGAAUUUAUGUUAUUAAUUUUAUUCCUGGUUCAUUCGUGGUUCAAAGUAAUAUUUUAUGCCAACAACGCAAGUUCUUUGAGAUGAUGGAAGCAGCAAUGACACAGGAAGCUAAAUCGUUUUACUCGGAUUAUUUUACCAGAUACGUCGAUUAUAUAUGCAGUCUGCCACGCAGUGCAAACGAUGAUCCUCAAGUGUUGGAAAAUGAUAAUUUGUAUGAGUUGUUUCAGGGCGCUUUGUUAGAUCAGUAUCCUCGGGCAGUUUACAAAUGCGAGCCCUGGAGGUACACGAUUUAUCAUUUCCUAUUCAAGAUAACACCAACGAACUUACGAGAUUGGUUGGUUGAAAGAUUUAUCCAAAUGCCUACUUGGAAAAAUAAGCAAUGCAAUUAACGAGAAAGGGGCUAAAUAAUUUUCAUAAUAGAGUUUUUUAAAAGUUUGAAAAGUAAUUUUUAUGUACUUUGAUAAUUAAAUUAAAUGAUUGGAAAGUUUUAUUAAAAGACUAAAGUGUUAUUUUAUAAUUUGAAUUUGAAUAUUUGCAACAUUGCAUUGCGAUGCCGCGAGCUUAAAAAUUUGUAAGUUUAUUGAAAGGGUAAAUCGAUGAUUAUGGGCGUAACGUAGAUGUCUCUACUAUAUAUCUUCUUUUAGAAAUUUAUAUUUUUGAAUCAAUAUUCUUUUUAUAUAUGUAUAUAUGAUAACAAUGAUAUCAUUAUCAUAUAAAUAUUAAUAAACAAAUUCCAUAAAUACCCGAGUAAAAAAAA